Capronia epimyces CBS 606.96 is the source of this 4596-nucleotide messenger RNA. RefSeq lists its product as uncharacterized. Bases 1 to 4596 code for a protein of 1531 amino acids. NCBI's taxonomy places the organism in Eukaryota, Fungi, Ascomycota, Eurotiomycetes, Chaetothyriales, Herpotrichiellaceae. Gene Ontology annotation, biological process: mitotic sister chromatid cohesion. The transcript has 2 exons. The record is from RefSeq and is a predicted model, not a curated record.
AUGCCUACCCGGCUACGAAACACCGCGACGGCGGAGGUCGCCCAGAAAGAGGUUCGCUACGAGAUCUCUGGCCUUCAGUUCGAAGAUACUCUCACUUGGCGUGCUGGCAAACCCAUACCUGUCGCAGAACUCCUCGCCCGAUUACAAAAGCUUUCUGCUGAGCUACGAAACUAUGAUCUUGACCAGGUCGAUUCGCGCUCAUUUACCACCCUUGCGCAUGAUCUCGCGAACCCGAACCUGCUGGGACACAAAGACAAGGGUGUACGAGCGUGGACCCUCUCGUGUAUUGUGGAUGUUCUCAGAAUCUGCGCGCCAGAUGCGCCAUUCCAAGUUGGCCAGCUCAAAGACAUCUUCACCGUAACGAUCAACUCGAUUCUCCCUGCGCUCGCUGACCCGACGAACGCCUACAAUUCCCAGCACGUCUACAUAUUGAGCUCUCUGGCCGAGUCGCAAAGUAUUCUGCUAGUCACGGACAUACCAAACCAUGAGAAUCUUGUCAUAUCUCUCUUUACUACGGCGUUUGAUAUCGUUUCCGUCUCGGGAAAUAAUACUUCCGGAGUCGAGGUCUCCAAGAGCGUGGAAUAUCAUCUGAAGAAUCUCCUCGCGGCGGUUGUCGACGAAGUCACCCUACCCCAGGAAGUCACCGACAUCAUCAUUUCUCAAUUUAUGAGAGUCGAUACCCGGAAUGCUCAAGACCAAAGCAGCAGAGGCAAAAGGCGAGGAGCUCAGGAUACCAAACAAGCCACGUUAUUCUUGAAAGAGUACCCACCAGCCUACAAUAUGGCGAAAGCCCUUUGCACUACUUGCCCGGAAAAAAUGACAUUACAAAUCACUCAGUAUUUUGGGACAAUCAUCGUUGAUGCGACUGCUGUGACGUCUGCAACCUCCUUCUCCAAGUCAGCGCAUAGACGAAUGUCAGACGUGGGAGACUCGGAGGACGAGCAUGAGGGGCUUACAGAUCUGCGGAAAGCCCAUCGUCUGCUGCGAGAGCUGUGGAGAGCUUGUCCCGAUGUGCUUCUGAAUGUGGUCCCUCAGAUCGAAGCAGAAUUCUCAGCGGACUCACCAGCCCUGCGCCAACUGGCGACAGAGACUAUAGGGGACAUCACAGCCGGCAUAGGAAUUUCUGGCCCCCCUCCUACAAUUCCUCUCGACCCGGCAGCAUACCCUUUACCCUCGCUUGAGCAACGGGAGCAGCAGCCUCUGCAAACCACGAACCCACUGUUGGCACCCGCAUCGCCUAAACCGUUUGCCAACGUGCACGCCUCAGCAUAUUCGGCAUUUCUAGGCCGUCGAGUUGACAGAGCUGCGUUCGUCCGAGAGGCCUGGGCGAUUGCGGCCUCUCGCAUCCUGUUGACUUCCGCGGGGGGCAUCGGACUCAAUGACCGAGAGUUGCAGGACCUGCUCGCUGGUUUCGCUCAAAUGCUUCGAGAUCCUGAUGAACGCGUGCGUCUGAUUGCAAUCCAAUCUGUCAAUGCUUUUAACUACCACGACAUUAUAAAUACGCUCGCCGCGGAUGGCGGUCUGUCCAGGCCCGGGACAGUGCUCGCAACCAUGGUGGAACGUGUCACUGAUCGAAAACAUGAUGUCAGAGCAGAGGCAAUCGAGCUACUCGCUCGCAUUUGGGGUGCUGCAUCAGGAGACAUAGAGGAAGGGAUUGAGGUUGUCAAAGCCGCAGUUGGUGGUAUUCCAAAUCGCUUAUUCCGCGCUUUUUACACCAACGAUCUGCAUGUCCAUGAGGUUCUUGACAAAGUGCUAUACGAAAGCUUGUUGCCGCUGUCUUUCCCUCCGAUUAAGGCGCAGCAUUCUCGCCCUGACACUCAGAAGCAGCGUACAAAGGACAAAGAGGGCAGCUCAUCGGAAGGUGCAGCUUCUGAGCCCGAUGUCAUCAGAACGCGCCGAAUUCUUACCCUUGUGCAAGGCCUCGAUGCAAAAUCGCGGCCAGUAUUCUUCAAGCUCCAAAAUCGACAGGUCCAAGUGAGCAAAGCCAUGACGGUUUUCCUCCAAGCAUGCGAGGACUACAACGGGGGUGUUGUUGACAACAACAUUGAUGAAGCAACAAUCAAAGACCGACUCACCCGCUAUAUCGACCAUAUCUCCAAGACCUUUCCGGAUUCAGCCAAUGUUGCAGCUGAUCUGUGGAAAUUCGCAAAGCAGCAUAAUCGUCGUUGGUACCAGUUGAUCAGAUUCGCCAUGGGCCCGGAGCACGAUUACAGAACCGUCACCAAAGCAAUUAAAGAGCUCAGCAAGCGCGUCCGUGAGGGUCCGGCCAAUUUGCAAUCUCUUCUCAAUACUUUGCAACCGAUACUGUAUCGGUGUGCAUUGAUCGUGUACAAUCGGAGUCAUGUUCCAUCAAUAAUGGAGGUCUCCCGGAGUGACGAAGCUGGUCUUGGAGAGGUUGCUCACGAAAUCCUCAAAGAAAUAUCAGCUGGCCACCCAGAAGUUCUCAAAUUCCACAUUCAGGCCCUAUGUACAGAGCUUGAAGAGCGUGCCCCCUCGGCUACCAAAGCGGAAGAACUUGGAGCAGCAGACACACUGAAGGCGUGCGCAGGAUUUGCUAGAAAGUAUCCCACCGAAGUCCCGGCAGAGCGCAAGUUCCUUACUGCGUUGACACAUUUCGCCUUGUUUUCAAAAUCUCCCCGGGCUGCAAAGCACGCCGUAUCCAUCAUCCUCAUGGUUGCAGACAAAAAGGAGAUGUACGCCAAAGACAUGCUAUCAAAGGCAUUGAAGGGUUGUGAGCCGGGCUCUCCUCAUUUCCUAGCACGCCUAGCAACAAUAUCCCAGGUGUGUUUGCUCGCUCCAGCAACUGCAAACUUGCAGGCGGACGCCAUCCAACAACUUGUUGUGUCAGGCAUUCUACAAAAAAACCGUGCACCCAUUUCUCAGGCCGACCCAAGUGCCUGGGUCGAGGUUCCCGAUGAUGAGACCAAAUCCAAGGAUUUGGCCCUCAAGAUCCUGGUCAAUCGUUGCAGAGGGCAGGACGAGGAAUCCGAUGCAAGCGGGUUCGAAAAGUCGGCCAAAGAGGCGUUCAGCCAACUGACGGGAAUAAUCAGGAAUGAAGGCGAGAUUGCUCCCUCGAAAGAUACACCUCCUGCGCAGAAAAACCGGCUGAGGCUGGUUGCUGUACACUUGAUUCUGAAGCUGUGCAGUCACAAGCGAAAGUGCGAGGAGUUUGUCCCUGCAUCCAUGUUUAUUUUGAUCACGAUGAUCAUGAUCAAUCCCCCCAAUCCGGUCCGAACCGGUUUCGUGAACAGCCUGAAGAAGUACCUCGGGCACAAUGGACUCGCCCAUAGGUGGUUCACGGCCCUCUUCCUUCUUGCCUUUGAACCUGACAUCGAGCUUCGUACGUCUGUGGUUACCUGGAUAAAGGCACGAGUACAGUUCUUCGUGAGGCAGCAACUCCAAGCAAAAUCCGCAGCGGACAAGAAGUUGCAUCAGACUGUUAUGGAGUCAAUUUUCGCCCGCCUCCUCAGUCUGUUGGCUCACCAUCCUGACUAUCCGAACACGGACAGCGAGGAUUUUGAUGGGGAACUGCUGGACUUUUCUAAAUACAUCGUAUUCUACCUCUUUGCUGUUGCCACAGAGGACAAUCUCUCACUCAUCUUCCAUAUAGCACAGCGCGUGAAAGGUGCUCGAGAUGGGAUCACUGGGACGGACGAGGCCAGCAAUAGGCUGUACGUGCUCAGUGAUCUCUCUCAGGCCGUCAUACGCAACUACGCGGACCUCAUGCCCGCGCAUGCGAAGGGUGUCAACCUCCUGCAGACGUGGCCAGGCAAGGUCACUCUACCGCGCUCUUUAUUCAAGGCUUUACCGAAUCAUGAUGCUGCGCAGGAGAUUGCCGAGAAAAACUAUCUGCCAGAAGAUGUCGCCGCUGGCCUCGAAAAGUUGGUUCGGACUUAUAUCAAGGAGCUGAAAAGUGCGAGCCAGCCGGCUAGGAAGGCGGCGACCGGCGAGAAGAAGAGAAAGAGUGACGCGAUGGGCUUGAACGACGAUGAGAACGGUGACGACCGGAAAAAGGCGACCAAAAAACCCAAGAAGACCACUCUUGCAAUCAGAAAAACAUCCAAGUCAAGACGGAGGAGUAACGAGCCUGCGAGCCCAGAAGUGCCACCCCGGAAAAGUACUCGCGUCUCGAAUGCUAUAUCGUAUGUUGAAGCGGACAGUGACGCAGAUGAUGCUGACAUGGAGAGCCUGGAUCAUAAGGCGAGCCGGUCGACUUCAUUUCGGGAGAAGGCUAGAAUUCAGGACGAAGAUGAUGACCACGGCAAGAGCGCGGACGAAGACCAACAAGGAGAGGAGACGGACGAGACGGAUGAGGGGCAAUUUCGGCAGAAUGGCGAGGAAGAUGUCCGCGUGCACGAGGAUGAUGAUGACGAUGAUGAUCAUGAUACGGAAAUGAGGGGAGGCGACGUGGAGAUAACGGAGGAAGCAGAAGCGUCGCCACCUUUGAAGGAACAGACAAAUGCGGGAGGGGUCAUGAAGGGCAGAGGUCGAGGGAAGAAGACAUCUUUGACGAAAGACACGCCGACCAAACAGACCAAACAGACCACGGAGCGACCGUUGCGGCAGACGAGACAGACUCGAAGUACAAAGACAUGA